AUGGCACUCGUACACGAAAAAAGCUGUCCUUGCACAACCAGCGCGCUGGACCUGUUCACGGUGCCGCCGACCCAGCUGGCGGUCGAAGACGGGUAUGCCGUUGAUUAUCACCCCAUCGCUAACAUUGACAGCGGUCCAAUCGAAUUUUUUGUGUCGGGCAGCGGAACGGAAUACGUCGACCUGGCAAAAACCUACCUUCAAGUGAAAGCUAGAGUGGUGAAAGCCAAUGGCGCCAACUUGGAGCCGACGGAUAAGGUUGGACCCGUAAAUCUCUUCAUGCAGUCCCUCUUUAGUCAGGUGGAUGUCAGCCUGAAUGAGAAAAUCGUCACACCUUCUAUGCCGACCUACCCCUACCGGGCCUACGCCGAUGUCAUGCUCAACUAUGGUCCUGCUGCGCUGAAGUCUCUCUACACCAUGAGCCUCUUUCAAAGGGACACUCCGGGCAAGAUGGAUGUUGCAGAGCCAUCCCCAGAAGAUGGUGAUGCCGAUGAAAACGAAGGAUUGAGUGCUAGGUACAGGUACGCGAAAAAUUCGGCCUUGAUCGAGAUGAUCUCACCCAUUCACGCCGACCUCUUCUUUCAACCCCGCUAUCUCAUCAACGGGGUAGAUCUUCGCGUGAAACUCAUACGUCACAAGGAUGCGUUCAGCCUCAUGACCAACACUCCGGCUUCUGGCUACCGUGUCAAGAUCGAAAGUUGCACCCUCUACGUAAGGAAGAUCAAAGUAUCGCCUUCAACGGCCUUGACUCUAGAGAGAGCGUUGGAGAAGACCACGGCCAAGUAUCCCAUCGACCGCGUGGUCACGAAAGUGAUCUCGGUCUCGACCGGUCAGAUGUCCCUCCAGCAAGAUCACGUGUUCUUAGGCCAGCUGCCGAAGAAGGUGGUCGUGGCCAUGGUCGACAACAGGGCGUUCAACGGGAAUUACGAAAAGAACCCGUUCAACUUUCAGCAUUUCAAGACCAAUUACCUGGCCCUUGAUGUGGAUGGGAAGCUCGUCCCUAGCAAACCUUUCCAGCCAGACUUCGAAGGUGGCACGGGAAAAGAAUACCUGCGAGAAUAUUACACCCUCUUUUCGGAGCUUAAUAAGCUCGAAAUGCAGCCCGAACUCUACAUUUCGAGAGAUGACUACGGUAGAGGGUUCACCAUGUUUGCUUUCGAUCUGACGCCCACCGGAAAUUCGGAAGGAAGUUUCAACCUCCGAAAGAACGGCAAUCUCCGUCUGGAUAUUCAUUUCAAGGAACCGCUCCCCAGGACCAUCAACAUCAUCGUCAUUGGAACUUUUGAGAACGUGGUCGAAAUCGACAGAGCUAGAAACAUCCUCUACGACUUCAGCGUGUAA
Molecule: messenger RNA, 1338 nt
Organism: Lytechinus pictus (painted urchin)
Lineage: Eukaryota; Metazoa; Echinodermata; Echinoidea; Temnopleuroida; Toxopneustidae
Exons: 1
Coding region: 1-1338 (445 amino acids)
Biological process (GO): deoxyribonucleotide biosynthetic process
Cellular component (GO): cytosol
Molecular function (GO): ribonucleoside-diphosphate reductase activity, thioredoxin disulfide as acceptor
Source: RefSeq, a predicted model, not a curated record